GGUGGAGCCGUUCAGAAAUAUCAGUGGGCUCCCUCUCUGUGAAGAGAGCAAGACUUCCACUACCCCUCAUCAGGGGGAGUCAUGAGAACGAUAUCACACACUCUACACACACUCUUCUGCCAUAAACCCGCUUCCCGACAGCACCACUUUUAACAGCGCAUUUCCCAGGGUUUGAAAAGGAGCCCUCCAGAAGAGAGAGAGAGGGAGAGGGAGAGGGAGGGAGAGACGUCCGGUUAAACACCACUACAAGACUGACUCUUUUAAGACUUUCAAGCUGCAUCCCAUACCCAUUGAGCCGUCUUUGAUUCUGGAUGUUGAGGAGGAGCCGGAGCUGUGGGCAUUGUGUUGGUGCUGCGUGGUGCCUGUGCACCCUGGCUGGGACGAGCCCGCGGCCCUGGACCCCCAAGCCGGGACGGGGCACGGGCAGAGCGCCAUGGUAACGCACAGCAGGCUCGACAGCGCCAUGAGCAGCAGCCCCUUCCAAGGCGGAGUAAGCCUGCCUGCCCACCGCUACAAGACCUUCAGCUCCAGGGCACAGUAUCAGAUGGUGCUGGCGGCUGUGCGCAAGCUGCAGGAGAGUGGCUUCUACUGGGACGCUGUGAGUGGGAAGGAGGCCAGCGCCCUGCUGAGCACUGAGCCACCCGGCACUUUCCUGGUGCGUGACAGCUCUGACAACCGCCACUUUUUCACCUUAAGCGUCAAGACAGCCACGGGCACCAAGAAUCUGCGCAUCCAAUGUGACGCCUGCUCCUUCUUUUUGCAAACGGACCCGCGCAGCUUGCAAACUGUUCCACGUUUUGAUUGUGUGCUGAAACUCAUUCAUCAUUACAUGCCCUCUGCCAGAGAAACGGGGGCUGUGGUCUCAUCUGGAGUGGACAGUGAAGGUGGCAGCAGUGGAGCAGAUGGGAGUACCUACUUCAUUUACUCUGGAGGAGAGAAAAUCCCACUGGAGCUGCUGCGCCCUCUGGCCUCCAGCAUGUCCACACUGCAGCAUCUCUGCCGCAAGACACUUAACGGCCACAUAGAUGUGUCUAGUAAACGGGACCAGCUGCCUCAGUCGCUCCAGGAGUUCCUUGAGGAGUAUGAUGCACCCAUAUAACAACCAUCACAUGGUUCUGGAGCACAGAGACUGAACAAGAUAUACAGAACUGUAUGAUGAGCAGUGGUGGAAUUGACCAGCAAAAGCCCACAGGAAGAUGGAGAGCAGUGCAGUGUUACAAAGCUCUGGAGUUCAAUAAGUGUAAGAGUUGUCUGCUCUGAGAAGCUCUCAGCUUCUAUCAGUAUUGCAGGCCAGCUUUGGCCUACUGUGCCUUCACCCUCUAUAGUGUGACCUUUGGCAGGGGGUUGCUGUUUGAUGGACAGCACAAAGUAUGGACUCGCAUGCAAUGGGAUGAACAGCAGAGCAGCCAGGACCGAAAGCAGAUGAUCAGAGGCAUUCUGCUUUAGCCUCGUAUUUUUGGAGUCUGUUCUUGGGUCUGUUUUAAAAAAAAAAAAACACAAACCCUGUUGAAUAUUAACACAGUUGAUAGGUUAUCAGUACAAGGGUUGAAUGUGCUGCUAUGGCUGAGUUGCAGCCUUUGCUAUAUGAAUAUAAAGCUCUCUCACACAGUUUCAUCCCCAGUUGACACACUGACUGUUGAAAGAAGAGUUUUGGAUGUCUGUGUUUGAGGGAGUGCCUAGUGUCGGCUGUUUGAAAUGACAUAUAUAUUUCCACUGCGGGCUGCCAAGCAUAAUUGCCUCAUAGGCUGAUGUGGGGAAGUAAACGGGGCGGCUACUCACUACUGGCACCGCUGUGUCAACACUGGCAACUGUGCGGGGUCACAACACAGGACUGAUGUUUAAAAGUGCAUCAAUACAAAGGAUCAAAGUAGACAAGAGAGGCCUCUGAUGUUACAGCAGUCUCAGAAGGAAAGCUUAGUGGACUGUUGUAGCUUUAUUUUUGACAGGCAAAGUGUCUCAGUUUUGCUGGGAAAUGCCAGAUCAUUAUAGAACAUUCAACAUGCUGGUGAUGAUAUUACAAUACAACACAAACUUCCAAGAGUUGACAGUUCAUGUACUGUGAAACAAAGCCAAGCACAGUAUGCAAAAUCCUUAUUUACCAAUCCUGGAGUUUGACAUGGAGGAUCGUGUUCCUCUCAAAUCAGAGGCGUUCCUUCUGUAUGCGCUAAGAAGUAAUCAGUCAUGCCUCAUAUCCCUCAUUCAGUAACAAUGACGUAGUGUUUCUUCAGCAACACACGCUGUCUACAAUUAAAUGAAUGUAUUGUAAGUCAGUGGAAGGGCUUAUGGUUCAACUUGUUAUUCUUUUCUCGCUUUUUUGUAUUUUGUCAAAUAGAGACGAUGUUUACAUGUGUCACCACAAGAGGACAACAUGUUUUUUGUACUCUGUCUUUUAUAAAGAUUUGGCAUCUUAAGGUCUAGUCUAAUGACCCACAGUGCAAGCUUGAAAAUCAGAAAACCUGAAAACAAUGGCAUUACAACAGAAAAUGCAGCAAGGAACUUUGCACAUAUUUAUAUUUAUAAAAUAUUUCGAUAAUUUAUAUUAAAGAGUACUAUUUUUACAAAAUG
This is a messenger RNA of Pangasianodon hypophthalmus (striped catfish), 2565 nucleotides long. RefSeq names its product suppressor of cytokine signaling 3b (gene socs3b). Bases 434 to 1099 code for a protein of 221 amino acids. Lineage: Eukaryota; Metazoa; Chordata; Actinopteri; Siluriformes; Pangasiidae. The transcript has 2 exons. The record is from RefSeq and is a predicted model, not a curated record. Gene Ontology annotation, biological process: phosphatidylinositol phosphate biosynthetic process; intracellular signal transduction. Gene Ontology annotation, cellular component: phosphatidylinositol 3-kinase complex. Gene Ontology annotation, molecular function: 1-phosphatidylinositol-3-kinase regulator activity.